AUGAACAGAUUUACUACCGUCCCCAAGGUCCCCGCCGAAAAGUCUGAGUCCUUGACGUCGCCCACUUCUCCCAAGGUCCUCACAAUCCCACCUACGAGCGAAAAGAGACUUCCACACACAGCAUCAUGCCGCAGCACCUCCUCCUCUAUUGUCAGAGCCAGCGCAUUAGCCGCUGUCAUCGUCUCCGUUAUUAUCAUCCUCGUUUCAGAUCUUGACAGUCCCUUCCGGCCGAUUUCGAAAUACUACCUCAUCCAUCUCUCUCUCUCUGUGCCGACGCAGUCUAUAUUGAAUCCUACGGACUACCCGGAACCACUCUUUGUCUGA
Molecule: messenger RNA, 324 nt
Organism: Aspergillus chevalieri
Lineage: Eukaryota; Fungi; Ascomycota; Eurotiomycetes; Eurotiales; Aspergillaceae
Exons: 1
Coding region: 1-324 (107 amino acids)
Source: RefSeq, a predicted model, not a curated record